Messenger RNA from Phodopus roborovskii (desert hamster), 2555 nucleotides. It is a transcript of the gene Brinp1, whose product is annotated as BMP/retinoic acid inducible neural specific 1. The transcript has 8 exons. Lineage: Eukaryota; Metazoa; Chordata; Mammalia; Rodentia; Cricetidae. Gene Ontology annotation, biological process: positive regulation of neuron differentiation; negative regulation of mitotic cell cycle. The record is from RefSeq and is a predicted model, not a curated record. The coding region runs from base 201 to 2483 and encodes 760 amino acids.
CAGGCUGCUAGAAGCCAGGUACCCCCACGCCUGCAGUCCCCGCGCCGUCCCCGGUAUGCGAGCUGGACGCAGGGCUCUACCAAGUUCCCACCGAGCCGAAUAAAAAGCGUCCUACCGCUGCUCUCCGCCAAAGACGGACACUGACUCCAGGACUCCACAGAAUGGAGCAAGAAUGAGAGGAAAAAGGCCUGCAGAAAAGCAUGAACUGGAGGUUUGUUGAGCUCCUCUACUUCCUGUUUGUAUGGGGCCGUAUCUCAGUGCAGCCCUCCCACCAGGAGCCAGCUGGGACAGAUCAACAUGUCUCCAAGGAAUUUGAUUGGCUUAUUUCAGACAGGGGGCCUUUCCACCACUCCAGGAGCUAUCUAUCCUUUGUGGAAAGACACCGUCAAGGAUUUACAACCAGAUAUAAAAUAUACAGGGAGUUUGCCCGUUGGAAGGUGAGGAACACAGCCAUAGAGAGGAGAGACCUAGUCCGCUAUCCAGUGCCCCUCAUGCCGGAGUUUCAAAGGAGCAUCCGAUUGCUUGGCCGGAGACCUACCACUCAACAGUUCAUUGAUACCAUCAUUAAAAAAUACGGCACACACCUGCUCAUCUCUGCUACAUUGGGAGGAGAAGAAGCUUUGACCAUGUACAUGGACAAAAGUCGCCUUGAUCGGAAGUCAGGGAAUGCCACUCAAAGUGUUGAAGCUUUGCACCAGCUUGCAUCAUCCUAUUUCGUUGACCGUGAUGGCACUAUGAGAAGGCUUCAUGAGAUCCAGAUAUCAACUGGAGCAAUCAAGGUCACAGAGACGCGCACUGGGCCUCUGGGCUGUAACAGCUACGACAAUCUGGACUCUGUGAGUUCCGUCCUUCUACAAAGCACGGAAAGCAAACUGCACCUUCAAGGUCUUCAAAUAAUCUUCCCACAAUAUCUGCAAGAGAAGUUUGUUCAGUCGGCUCUGAGUUACAUCAUGUGCAAUGGUGAGGGAGAGUAUGUGUGUCAGAACAGCCAGUGUCGCUGCCAGUGUGCUGAGGAGUUCCCACAGUGCAACUGUCCUAUUACUGACAUCCAGAUCAUGGAGUUCACGCUGGCUAACAUGGCCAAGGCCUGGACUGAAGCUUACAAGGACUUGGAAAAUUCAGAUGAGUUUAAGUCAUUUAUGAAGCGUCUCCCAAGCAACCACUUCCUGACCAUUGGUAGCAUCCACCAGCACUGGGGUAAUGACUGGGAUCUACAGAGCCGUUACAAGCUCCUGCAGAGUGCCACUGAGGCUCAGAGGCAGAAGAUCCAACGAACAGCCCGCAAGCUCUUUGGUCUCAGCGUGCGUUGCCGCCACAAUCCCAACCACCAGCUGCCUAGAGAGAGGACAAUUCAGCAGUGGCUUGCAAGAGUCCAGUCACUUCUCUACUGCAAUGAGAACGGGUUCUGGGGAACCUUCCUGGAGAGCCAGAGGAGUUGUGUGUGCCAUGGUAGUACCACACUGUGCCAGCGCCCCAUCCCAUGCAUCAUAGGUGGGAACAACAGCUGUGCCAUGUGCAGCCUGGCAAACAUCUCCCUCUGUGGCUCCUGCAAUAAGGGCUACAAGCUAUACAGAGGCCGCUGUGAACCACAGAACGUGGACUCUGAGCGGAGUGAGCAGUUCAUCAGCUUUGAGACCGACCUCGACUUCCAGGACUUGGAACUCAAGUACUUGUUGCAGAAGAUGGACUCACGCCUCUAUGUUCACACUACCUUUAUCAGCAAUGAGAUUCGCCUUGAUACAUUCUUUGACCCUCGGUGGCGCAAGCGCAUGUCUCUCACUCUCAAGAGCAACAAGAACCGCAUGGACUUCAUCCACAUGGUGAUUGGCAUGUCCAUGCGUAUCUGCCAGAUGCGCAACAGCAGCCUGGACCCCAUGUUCUUUGUCUAUGUUAAUCCUUUCAGUGGCAGCCAUUCAGAGGGCUGGAACAUGCCCUUUGGGGAAUUUGGCUAUCCGCGUUGGGAGAAGAUCCGUCUGCAAAACAGCCAAUGCUACAACUGGACUCUCUUGCUGGGUAAUCGGUGGAAAACUUUUUUUGAGACUGUCCAUAUUUACCUGCGUAGUCGGACUCGGCUACCCACCCUACGUAAUGACACCGGCCAGGGCCCCGUGGACCUGUCGGAUCCCUCCAAGAGGCAAUUCUACAUUAAGAUAUCCGAUGUGCAGGUGUUCGGGUACAGCCUGAGGUUCAAUGCUGACCUCCUUCGAAGUGCCGUGCAACAAGUGAAUCAGUCCUACACACAGGGUGGUCAGUUCUAUUCCUCUUCAUCCGUGAUGCUCCUCAUGUUGGACAUUCGGGACCGAAUUAAUCGCUUGGCCCCUCCUGUGGCCCCAGGAAAACCCCAGCUGGACUUGUUUUCCUGUAUGUUGAAGCACCGCCUGAAGCUGACUAACAGUGAGAUUAUCAGGGUGAACCAUGCCUUGGACCUCUACAACACUGAGAUCCUCAAACAGUCUGACCAGAUGACAGCCAAACUCUGCUAACCCGGGACCCUUUGCUGUGGACUUUCCCUUUCUGUUGUACACAUACAACAGAAUAACACAAAGCAAAACAAA